Messenger RNA from Heterocephalus glaber (naked mole-rat), 3788 nucleotides. It is a transcript of the gene Apcdd1l, whose product is annotated as APC down-regulated 1 like. The record is from RefSeq and is a predicted model, not a curated record. Gene Ontology annotation, molecular function: Wnt-protein binding. NCBI's taxonomy places the organism in Eukaryota, Metazoa, Chordata, Mammalia, Rodentia, Bathyergidae. Gene Ontology annotation, cellular component: plasma membrane. Gene Ontology annotation, biological process: negative regulation of Wnt signaling pathway.
CUGUCCUUUUCUGCUUCUGUCUUGCUCUUUUUCUCAGCUCUAUCUUCUUUCUUCUCUCCUUACCGCCCCCCCCAUCCUGUGUGCCCACACACCUUUCUUCGAGGCUGGCCUGCCAAACAGGAUGCCACCAGGGAGGCCCGGUGCCAGGGUGGGAUCCGCAGGGACCAGUUUGGAGGCAUCCGGUUCGUCCUCCCCCUCGCAGCUGCCUGGCCUCGGAGCUGCCACCCUAAGCUGACUCACCCUGAGGAGAACUGCGGGGUGGUGGCAGGAGGAGGCGUUGGGGGUGGGGGAGGAAACCCGCCCUCGUUGGCUCCACACUUUGCCUGGGCGGCGAAGCUGGGGACGGCUAACUACAGAGCGCGGCUGCCGGCUGCGGGGCGCCCUGGCCUGGCCCCUUUCGCUGCGCUCCUGGGCUUGCGGGCUCCAACUUGACGCGACUUUUCCAGGAGUAUCUGGAAGGCCCGGACAGAAACUUCAGGGGUCCCGGGAGCGGCCUGGCCUGGGCGCGCCCCGGCGCUGGGCAGGCACCGCUGGGCUUAGCGGACACAGUUUGGGGAGCCCUUCUUGUGCACUGCAGCCUCGGGGAGACCGGGGCCCGGGGUCUCACAGGGGGCGCGCCAGGGCGAGCGCUGGCCGCGCUGUCUCCACCUCUUCUGGCCUCGGACCUAUGAGUGCGCGGCUCGCCUCUCGGCUUCUAACUCCGCGGCCAGGCAGGGUGAGAGCGGGCGCGGGACCCUCGAGACUUCUCCGCGGCAGCCGCGGGCCGCGCCGUCGCGUCUCCGCCUCCCUCCUGCCCGACGGCGCCGCCCGCAGCCAUGCUGCUCUACGCCUGCGUCCUGCUGCUGCUGGGAGGUAGGGCCAUGGGGAGCAGCCACCUGCGCUGGGAGCCCCACUGCCAGCAGCCAGUAUCUGAGGGCACGCCUGUCACUGCCGUCCUGCCCCCGCGCCUUGAUGGGCCUUGGAUCUCCACUGGCUGCGAAGUGCGCCCAGGACCAGAGUUCCUUACCCGCUCUUACACUUUCUACCCCAACCGCCUCUUCCGCGCCUACCAGUUCUACUACGGGGACCCCUCCUGCCGGGAGCCCACCCACUCGCUGCUCAUCAAGGGCAAAGUCCGCCUGCGCCGGGCCUCCUGGGUCACGAGGGGUGCCACAGAGGCUGACUACCACCUGCACAAAGUGGGUAUUGUCUUCCACAGCCACCGUGCCCUGCUUGAGGUCACUGAGCGUCUCAACCAGACUUGGGUGGACCAGGACUGUGCGGGGCGGCUUCCCCGGGCCUCAGCCUGGCUGCCCGGGGCACUGUACGAGCUGCUGAGCACCCGGGCCCCGGGGGACUGCAUGGCGGCACUGGGCUUCAGCAUGCACGAGCUCAGCCUGGUCCGAGUGCAGCGCCACCUGGAGCCACAGCCCGGGUCUGGGCCGCAGCUGGUCGAGGAGCUCUACCUGGGGGACAUUCACACCAACAGGGCAGAGAGGCAGCACUACCGGCCCACAGGGUACCAGCACCCGCUGCAGAGCGCCCUGCACCACGCGCAGCCCUGCCCCGCCUGCGACCUGGUGGCGCGCGCUGACGAGCACCACCCGCCCGUGCUCCCGCGCGCGCCGCCGCUGCCGCUGCGCCUGGGCGGCCGCUGGGCCAGCGCGGGCUGCGAAGUGCACCCGGCCGUGCUCUUCCUCACGCGACUCUUCACCUUCCACGCCCGCGGCCGCUCGUGGGAGGGCCGAUACCGCCACUUCUCCGACCCCGCCUGCCGCCGGCCCACCUUCACCGUGCGCGCGGCCGGCAGCUACUCGCGCGGCGCGCCCUCCUCCAGGGUGCGCGGCGCCACCGAGCUGGUGUUCGAGGUCACGCGGGCGCGCGUGACCCCCAUGGACCGGGCCACGGCGGCCGCGCUCAGCGCCUCGGAGCCGAGCAGCUGCGGGGGCCCGGGGCCCUGGGCCGUGGGCGUGGAGCGCGACGUCACGGCCACCAACGGGUGCCUGGCGCUGGGCAUCCGGCUGCCGCACGUGGAGUACGAGCUCUUCAAGGUGGAGCGCGACGCGCGUGGGCACAGCCUGCUCCUCAUCGGACAGAGGCCCUCGGACGGCUCCAGCCCCGACACCCCCGAGAAGCGCCCCACGUCCUACCAGGCGCCGCUGCUGCUGUGCGGGGGUCACGGCCGAGGCCCCCCCAGGCCCCCUACCCGGCUCCCCGGCGGCGGGGGCCCGCGUGCCCGAGCUGGCCCCUUCCUGCUCCCGCUCCUCCUCCCGCUCCCGGGGCUGGCCUCCCUCGGGGGGCUGUGACAGCGGCCGGGCCCCCGCGCCCCUCCGCCGCCCCUGGGCGCCGCCUGUGUCGCGCGUGGCCCGCACCGGAGCUGCCUGCAGAGUCCGGCUGCUCCCGGACCCGCGGUGAAGGGCGCCCCUGUGUGAGUUUCCCAACCCCAUUCCCGUUCUGGUUCUCCCCACCUCUUUGUUGGCGGACAGGUGCCAAUCGAGGGCCACCCUGAGUGUCCCUUCCUUGCCCUUGGGAUUGUGGAUGGCAGCGGGAAAACCCGAGAUUCUGCCCAGGGACCUGCCUGCUGCUCCGCCGAGCCUGCAGGUUGUACGGGUUAAAGUUUAUUAACUCAGAUUGAGCAAUACAGACUCAAAGCGGGGCCAUGAAUUAAAGAUGCAGCUUCAGGCUUUCAGCGCUCCUCAGCUUUCUGGUAAAGGCCUCGUCUCUUUGCGGGCACCUCGGCUUCCUGAGUUCUGACUGCUGGCAUCUGCCUGUAUCUGCCUGUGCUUCUGUGAGUCGACUUCAAGCUGUCAGCCCUGCGUGGGGAUAAACCCAGUUCUCCAGGGCCAGUGUGCAGGAGACAGGGCCUGAGCUGGGGAGCGUGGCCUCUGAGGACCCCUUGCCCCCACAAAACCCGGCAAGCGCCUGGGCUGGCUGCCGGGGGCAGGUCUGUGGAGGGAAGGCUUUCCCGGCCUUCGCCUUCGGAAAGGAAUGAACACCAAAGACAGCAGCAGCACCAGCAUGCUCGGUAACGAGCCCUGUGCCCCGACCCCCUAUUGUGCCGAUUUCCUGUGCUGGCCUGAAAAGCGGGGUCUCCAGAGCUGCGUCUUGGGGGCCGCCCCACAGAGGUCAGGGACCCACCAGGCGGGAAGCUGCCUCGCCCUGCGGCCUCACUCACGCGUCCGUGUCCUCAGCUCUGAGGGUCUGUCACGGUGGGGACAGGCUGUGCCCCUCCGGCGACCCCGCCCUGUUCCCAGGACCACAAGCACCCUGGGAAAUUAACUGGCAACGAGGUGGGCUCCAGGGUUUUCAGGACUGUGAGCCACUGAGUCACCCUCUCUCUGUUCCUCCCGAGCCCUAUCGCGACUCUCUUCGAAGAUCACGAAGAACAGACCUCCUUGAGGCUAAUGUGGGGUUCAGUCAGCCCACUGAAAUCCCUGGAACUUAUUACCCAUUCUUCUCUGGGGGAAAAACCCCCACUAAGUUAAUAUUCUCUGUAGGUCUCAGACAGCUGUGAGUGUUCCUGGCGUAUUUACCAAAGUACAGGAAAUAAUUAGAUUAUUUAUGGUCUUAACGCUGCACUCGGGUGGGGGAGCUCCUGGUGGGAAGGCGGUCUGUGUCAAUGAUAUGUCUACGGCUGAGCAAGUCUUGUAUCCAAGGCUUGAAGCAACCAUGCCACCAUUUAGCAUCAAAUUUGAAUCUUUUGCUACAAGCACCCAAUGAUAAAUGUAAACAUACUGCAUACCUAAAAUGCACCAAUAAAAGAAUUUUUAAAAAUUGAAUCUCUUAAUAAAGUUAAACAGCCUGAAAAA